Messenger RNA from Cryptomeria japonica (Japanese cedar), 1856 nucleotides. Its product is annotated as serine/arginine-rich splicing factor SR30. The transcript has 17 exons. Gene Ontology annotation, molecular function: mRNA binding. Gene Ontology annotation, cellular component: ribonucleoprotein complex; nucleus; cytoplasm. Lineage: Eukaryota; Viridiplantae; Streptophyta; Pinopsida; Cupressales; Cupressaceae. Bases 409 to 1539 code for a protein of 376 amino acids. The record is from RefSeq and is a predicted model, not a curated record.
ACGUGAGGUGGUGAUUCGAGGCGUUAAAUCUUCAAAUUCUUUGCUCUGGUACCGAGCCUAUUGCCAUAGCUGUUGAUCCAGACCGAACCUAACUAAACACCUGCUGUAUAAUUAAGACGAUUCCACAAAUUCAUUUUCGGAAAACAUAUUUGAAAGCAAGGUGGAAGAGAUAAAACGUGAGCGCUGUGUGUUUUAAUCGUCGAUUGGUCUUCUUUUCGAAUCUCACACUGAGGAGGAGCUCAUGGAGCAAAGGAUGGGAGCCAUGGAGCUCGCGGGGCUUCAUUCGGACCAAAACUGUCCUUGGUUUGACUUAUGGCAUGCUCCUUUUAUCAAUGUAAAUAUAAUAAAUUUUCUGCUUCUGUUAGCAAAGAGAGAUUGCCCUUCAAAAUUCAUCUCGAUUAAGCCACCAUGAGAAGAUCAAACUGCACAAUUUAUGUUGGUAAUCUUCCAGGGGAUGUAACAAAGGGUGAAAUUGAGGACCUCUUUUACAAGUAUGGGCGCAUCAUAGACAUUGAUUUAAAGCUACCGCCACGACCACCUGGUUAUUGCUUCAUUGAGUUUGAGGAUGCUCGAGAUGCUGAGGAUGCAAUCAGAGGUCGUGAUGGUUACAAGUUUGAUGGACACAGGCUUCGGGUUGAGAUUGCUCGUGGAGGAGGUGCUUCAUCUGUUGACAUUUAUGACAGUAGUAGCUACUAUUCUGGUAGUCGUUCAAGUAGUACAUAUAGGCGCUCUGGAUACCGUGUUCUUGUUUAUGGAUUACCUUCUUCAGCAUCAUGGCAAGAUUUGAAGGAUCACAUGCGACGAGCUGGUGAUGUAUGCUUUGCUGAAGUAUAUCGCAAAAGAAGUGGCACUGUGGGAGUUGUGGACUAUACAACCUAUGAAGAUAUGAAGUAUGCGAUAAGGAAGCUUGAUGAUUCAGAGUUCCGUAAUCCUUUCUCUCGUUCAUACAUAAGGGUUAGAGAAGACAGAGGGUAUCAAAGUAGCUAUUCCCGGAGUCGGAGCCGCAGCCGAAGCCCAAGCUAUGAUUAUUACAGGCGAGGAUAUCGUGGUCGCAGUUAUAGCAGAAGUCGAAGCCCCAGUUAUAGACAAAGCCGAAGCCGCAGCCGCAGUUACGGUUAUCGACGGAGUUAUAGUGGAAGCAGUCGAUCCAGAAGCCCAUUUUCUUAUUCAUGUUCACGAUCGAGGUCAGUUUCAAAGUCUCCAUCUGGUUCAUACUCUCCUAGGCAUAAGACUGCUUCACGUUCUGUAUCUCGAUCACCAUCACGGUCACAAUCACGUUCACGUUCUGUUUCCAGGUCUAGAUCACAUUCACCGUCUCCAAUGAGACCAUUUUCACGAAGCCGAAGCCAAAGUCAAAGCCUGAGUUUUAGCCAACAUUAUAGUAAGAAGCGAAGUGCUAGUGCAUCACGCUCCCGUUCUGGUUCAGAUCCUCGAUAUCCAUCGAUGAAGACACACAGUGGUAGUGAAGGUCCAAGUGUACGCAGUGUGAGCCCAAGAUCUGAAGAUAAUGGAAUAUCUCCUAGCCGGGAUUCUUCAUGAUCUGCAUAGACGUUGAAUAUCAUUUAUUUUUUAUAUUAUAGAUUCAGCGACCCUGAGCAAUUAUACUUAACUAGAAAGCAUAGGUUUAAUUAAUUAGGUUAUCUGGUAUUCACUGGAAUUUUAUGCAGGAUUCAUUGUAUUUUUGAGAUUUUUGCGACUUCUGUGUACAUUUAUGUUUUCCCACAAUAUCAUCAUUUGUAUUCAAAACGGUAGAUGUUACUCUUUUACCAGUGGAACUUUCUGCAGUUUAUAUUGUAAUUAGAUGUAUUCAGUGGAUUUCUGCAGGUUUUAUUCUAAUUUUGAGAUUUUUGUGGUUC